This is a messenger RNA of Protopolystoma xenopodis, 480 nucleotides long. Lineage: Eukaryota; Metazoa; Platyhelminthes; Monogenea; Polystomatidea; Polystomatidae. The record is from the annotation of a GenBank genome assembly.
AUGAAGACCAAGAUGCUCGACGAAUUCCACUUCCCCAGUCUACUCGACCUGGGCACCUUGGCUACCUGCCGUGUCUGGCAUGACAACAAAGGCUUUGGCCCCGCCUGGCAUCUGGACUGGAUUGAGGUGAGCGAGUUACACGCGCCACGUUCUACCGGUUCGUUGGACAACGUUGCCGCCGUCCAGAAGUUGCCAGAACUCAAAGAAACCUGGCACUUUGCCUGUGGCCAAUGGCUGUCGGCCACGGACGGUGACCGCCAGAUCUGCAGAGAGCUGGCCUGCUCGGCGGAUACGCCGAUGGUGCUCGUGGGGCCGGGCAGGGAGCAGACUGUGUCUCGAGCAACUGCCGACAUGCUGAAGGCCCAACAGGCCACUGCAUCCACGCCGGACCUGCGUGGGAAACGAGCAGGAGACAUCAGUGAGUCACUUGCGUGCCUAUUCCAGUUGGCAACGGGAAAGAAGAGCAGAUGGACGGCAUAA